CUUUCUAGACAACUAUUGAUCAGCGAUGCCUUGGUGAAUGCUUUCCAUUCGAAACUUGCUUUAUACGUGAAACAGCCACUUGUCAAAUCACCGAAUGUGACAGACCUAAUUUACUUGACAACACUAGCGUGAUUCUAGGCUCGGAGGUUUCCGUUGGGUCAAAGGUUUUACAUACGUGCCUGGAUGACAGGGAUAUGUCAUCUGUUUCAAUUUGUGGAAUUGACGGACAAUGGACACUUGAAGACUUCACAUGUCCAACAGUGUUUGCUUGUCCAGAUGGAUGGGAAAUGUUUCAGGAUUCGUGCUACCUUUUUGUUGAUUCGUGUAAGAGCUUCACGAAUGCAGAGAAUAACUGUCGCAGCCUAGAUGCUAGAUUGGUCCACGUAGAAUCCGGCGAGGAGAAUACGUUCCUGCGUAGUUACCUCAGUGGUCUCCCAAUGGCGGACUACUGGAUCGGUAUGACAGACGAAGACCAAGAGGGCAACUGGAAGUGGUAUGGUAAUGGAGUUGAUGUGCAAUUCUUUGACUGGAAGCCAGGUGAAGCAAGUUCAAACCGUCAUGAAAACUGUGCUGUUUUUGGUGAUACCAUCUCUUACACGUGGGCCGAUGUUGCUUGUGGGUCAAGGAGAAAAAGUGUCUGUGAAAUGACAAAUCCAGAAUAAACAGUUUGAAUUCAUGAACUGCAAAUCUUAUUGUUAAAAUUAUGAUAUAUGUUAAGACUGAGCAAUAAUGUUUAUGACGUAGUCUCCGGUAGAGGGUAUUAGAAAUGUUAAUGUAAGAACAGAACAUUAAAUGUAUAUAA
Messenger RNA from Mercenaria mercenaria, 802 nucleotides. Its product is annotated as perlucin-like protein. Gene Ontology annotation, molecular function: signaling receptor activity. The transcript has 5 exons. The coding region runs from base 195 to 662 and encodes 155 amino acids. NCBI's taxonomy places the organism in Eukaryota, Metazoa, Mollusca, Bivalvia, Venerida, Veneridae. The record is from RefSeq and is a predicted model, not a curated record.